AUGGCAACUUCCUCGUCACCGAUCUCAUUCAUCCCUGCGAGAGACAUCCCACCGCUUACCAAGAAAGUGAUUCUGGUCACUGGCGGUACCGCAGGCCUGGGCAAGCAAUCGAUAUUGGAGUUCGCAAAGCAUGAUCCUGGCCACCUCUGGCUGGCCGCACGCAAUGUUGCCAAGGCGCAGGAAACGGUUAAUGAAGUCGUCAAGUCUGUUCCCAAUGUCCGUAUCAGCAUCUUGGAGCUAGACCUCGGCUCUCUCGCGUCGGUUCAGCGCGCCGCAUCUCAAUUUCUCGGAUCAUCAUCUCGGCUUGACGUACUGUUGAACAACGCAGGCAUCAUGGCCCAUCCAGAGAGCCUCACCAAGGACGGGUACGAAUUACAGUUCGGAACGAACUUCCUUGGUCACGCUCUCCUUAUCCGGCUGCUCCUGCCCAUCAUGCAGCGAACCGCGCUGCAGAUGGGGCCGGGGGACGUCCGCAUCGUGAGUCUGACAUCAGGGUCACAUGCUCGAGCGCCGCCGGCGGGGGUUGUAUUCGACUCGCUCAAGACAGACGCCAGCUCUCUCUCAGCAGUCGAAAGGUAUGGCCAGAGCAAGCUAGCCAACAUCUUAUACGCCAAGGAGCUAGCCUACAGAAUCCCUGAUAUUCGAAUAGCAUCUGUAAAUCCAGGAAUGGUGAGAACAGGUUUGACGAAUGUGAUGGGCAAGAACAACUUGGCCUAUCGUGUGAUCUUGUCUGUCUUAUCUCCCAUUAUGGGGGUCUCGGUUGAGGAGGGAGUCAAGGCACAGCUGUGGGCUUGCAUAGCUAAAGAUGUUAGGAGCGGAGAGUAUUACUCCCGCAUGGGAGAGACCGGUAAAGGCAGUCCUCACACCAGGGACCACAAGCUCGAAGACGAUUUAUGGGAUUGGACUCAAAAGGAGCUUGACGCAUUCUUGGCCUCGAGUCAGUCAUGA
Molecule: messenger RNA, 948 nt
Organism: Fusarium odoratissimum NRRL 54006
Lineage: Eukaryota; Fungi; Ascomycota; Sordariomycetes; Hypocreales; Nectriaceae
Exons: 1
Coding region: 1-948 (315 amino acids)
Source: RefSeq, a predicted model, not a curated record